AUGUUACUUUGGUCAUUUGGUUCUCAAAAUGUGAUUAUGAGCAUUACCAACACAUUUAUGAACUUGUGCACUGCUACCCCAGACUACCUGAUUAAACCUUGGUCUAUACACCUCAUGGUUCUGAAUGAGGUGGAUGGGGUAGGCUUGGUAUAUGGUAGCUUGGAUUGGAAUAAAAGGAAAUUGGGUCCUGUGGUUCAAAGUUUCAGGCUCAAGGGUAAUGAUGGUGGAUACUUGAUAUUCCACAGAAAAGGUGCACCUAAUGUGCACAUUUUUUGUCAAAUUUGGAUAGCACCUAGAUCCUCAGGACUUUUGUCAUGCCUCAGGUCAAGGUAUAUUCUCUAUAACGGGAAAGACCGGACUUGGUUUUGGAGAUAUGAUAAAGUUCCUUCAGAAAUCCAGAGAAUACAUGAGCCCUCCAAGCGUUUUGCAAUUACCGGCCAGCUAAGGAGAGAAUAUAGUAAUCAUUGGAAGAGGGCAAUUGAUGAAUACAAACCUGCGGUGACGAGUCGGACUCACGGCCGCCAUAAUAUUAAUCCUCAGCAUCCUACACCAAGCUGCGAAGAAUACACGUUCAACCUGGCCUCUAUGAAACAUAUGGCCAAGACUCGUGUGCCUAAGAUCACACUCAACCCAGCAGGAAGGCCUCCGGUGACCAUUAUGCAAUUUCAAACUCUCCUCUUGCCGCCAGAUCUUUCUUUGAAUAAAGAGCAAGCUACCUACGAUGCCAAUAAUCAACAAUAUAACUCAAUGGCGACCUCAUCACACCCACGCCCACUUGACCUUAUGAAUGCUGGACGUUCGAACCUGACAGAUUCACUUCCAAUCUUAGCUCCGAUUAUGAGCCCGCAGUAUAUGAUCACCUUACGUUCCACAUACCGAUCGACUUCUAUCACAUUGGCACAAAGUGCUUUCUUCGGUGCAUCUUUAGCUUAUGCGAAUCUUUUCACUUAUGUGACCCCGCAGCCCGUGUUUUUAGCUUGGGCGGCUUCAACAUUUGUCGUCGGUGCUGUCGGCGCGGGGACGAUGGGCUUCUUUGGACAAUUCGAUAGCAUUUGGAAUGACAACCGACCAACGCGCAGUAGUACAUAUAUGAACGCACAGGAACCCCAGGAGUUCACUGGAGAAUGGCUUGUGGGGGCUUUCGGAUGCAUCAGCUGCGCCCUCGUGUUUGUCGGUCUUGUUAUGCUGAAUCUUUCAAUGAUCGUAUCAGCCUUCAAGCUCGACACUCACGAUGCAUUCAGUACAACCUUCAACAAAGUUGGCAUUGUGACUGCAGGUCUAUUCAGUAUCAGUGGCUCCAUGUCCCUCAUGGCCGGCGCUUUAUAUGUUCGUUACCGAGGUAAUUCACCGGUGAUGCGCGCCUCUAGGUUUGCUUCUCAAUUUGAACUCUGGAGUAUCACAUGUCGAACUGAUGAGUAA
Messenger RNA from Melampsora larici-populina 98AG31, 1419 nucleotides. RefSeq lists its product as uncharacterized. The transcript is spliced from 8 exons. The record is from RefSeq and is a predicted model, not a curated record. Lineage: Eukaryota; Fungi; Basidiomycota; Pucciniomycetes; Pucciniales; Melampsoraceae. Bases 1 to 1419 code for a protein of 472 amino acids.